Molecule: messenger RNA, 1578 nt
Organism: Alternaria hordeiaustralica
Lineage: Eukaryota; Fungi; Ascomycota; Dothideomycetes; Pleosporales; Pleosporaceae
Exons: 3
Coding region: 1-1578 (525 amino acids)
Biological process (GO): L-homoserine metabolic process
Molecular function (GO): homoserine O-acetyltransferase activity
Source: RefSeq, a predicted model, not a curated record
AUGGAUACCUAUGGAUCUGCCAAUGGAUCGACGAAGUACAGGACGGUGUCGUCGCAGCCCGAGAAUCCGUUCGCCAAACUUAUCCCCGACCAGACCUUUGCCGUCAUCCCCCGGGUCACGCUCGAAUCCGGCGUCGUGUUACACAAUGUCAGCGUUGCCUACAAGACCUACGGUACCCUCGCGCCCAGCGGAGACAAUGCCAUGGUGAUAUGCCAUGCGCUCACCGGAAGCGCUGACGUGGGAGACUGGUGGGGACCGUUGCUAGGUGGGCCUGGGAAGGCUUUUGAUAUAUCGCGCUUCUUCGUCGUCUGUAUGAACAGUCUCGGCAGUCCUUACGGGAGCGCAAGCCCGGUCACAGCAAAAGAUGGCGACGUCUCGCUGGGUCCGUACGGACCCGAGUUUCCACUGACAACUUCGAGCGAAAUCUGGAAUUCGUACUUGGAAGCCGCUAACGGGCACAGUGUCUUCAAGCUCCUCUUGGAUGAUCUUGGUGUGAAGCAGGUCGCUGCCGUCAUUGGAGGAUCCAUGGGCGGUAUGCUUGUCCUCGAGUUUGCCUACUUCGGAAAAGACUACGUCAAGACCAUCAUCCCGAUAGCCACUUCCGCUCGCUACAGCGCAUGGGGCAUCAGCUGGGGCGAAGCGCAACGGCAAAGUAUCUACAGUGACCCCAAAUACGACGACGGCUAUUACGCAUAUGAAGAUCCUCCAUCGACCGGGCUUGGAGCCGCACGCAUGUCUGCUUUACUGACUUACAGAAGCCGCGACUCGUUCGAAUCAAGAUUUGGGCGCAACACACCAGACCUAUCCAAGAAACAGAGCAUCAAUACUGUACCGCGACCGACCACUCCGUCCAAUCCCUCCCAUGAACACUGGGCGAUACACAACCACGGUCACAAGAACGCUGGCUCGCCGCGUCUGAUGUCACGGACAAACAGCAGUACCGCCAUACCCGGUUCUGCAGCCGCACAUGCCGACCUCGAGUUCCAUGAUGCAUCGGACCCAGCCACUCCGAACCUCGAAAGGUCAAGCUCGACAAGUAGCAACAGUCAAUUCCCGCGCUCAUCGAAGCCUCUUGCGCCGCACUACUUCUCAGCACAGUCCUACCUCCGUUACCAGGCCGACAAGUUCAUCAAGCGUUUUGACGCUAAUUGUUACAUCGCAAUCACAAGAAAGCUGGAUACGCAUGAUGUAUCCCGCUACCGCUAUCCUGAAGGCGAGACACCCGACACACUAGAUCCAGUAUCGGCCCUUCAUUAUGCGCUUUCCUUGAUUGAACAGCCUACACUGGUACUAGGUAUACAGUCGGACGGUCUCUUCACAUUUGCCGAACAGAAGGAAUUGGCCGCUUGUAUUCCCAAGGCUACACUUAAGACGAUCGAUUCUCCAGAUGGUCACGACGCCUUCCUCCUGGAAUUUGAGCAGGUAAACAAACACUUACUAGGCUUCCUCGAGACCGAGCUUCCAGAGAUCAUGAAUAGAACACCAAACGUAGAGACCGCAACAAGCGAUUCUGGUAUGGUCGCCACCAAAAGCAGCACGUUUGGUGAGGCUGAGGUCGACGAUAUCACGGCAUGGUAA